Messenger RNA from Andrographis paniculata, 714 nucleotides. RefSeq lists its product as uncharacterized. The record is from RefSeq and is a predicted model, not a curated record. Gene Ontology annotation, biological process: gibberellic acid mediated signaling pathway; trichome morphogenesis; trichome differentiation. The transcript has a single exon. The coding region runs from base 1 to 714 and encodes 237 amino acids. Gene Ontology annotation, molecular function: DNA-binding transcription factor activity; transcription cis-regulatory region binding. Gene Ontology annotation, cellular component: nucleus. NCBI's taxonomy places the organism in Eukaryota, Viridiplantae, Streptophyta, Magnoliopsida, Lamiales, Acanthaceae.
AUGGAAGCAAAUAAUUCCCUUUCAUGGAGUACUGCAAAAUCCAGCCUUGAAAGAAAGCUCAAGCUGUUCGGAAUCGAGCUCGAUUCCGAUCAAAUUAAUAAUAAAAAUAAUAAUUCUCUUGAUCAAGGAGAUGAUCGGAGCCUGAAUUCUUCGUCGGCGUCCUCCACCGUGACGGAAAAACCAGACUCCGCCGGCGGCGAGAGAUCCCGAUUCGAGUGCGGUUACUGUUACAAGAAGUUUGGGAAUUCUCAGGCAUUGGGAGGUCACCAGAAUGCACACAAAAAGGAGAGGAUGAAGAGGAAGAGGAUGCAGCUUCAGGCAGCCAGAGCCACCCUCGAUUAUUACAUUCAGCCAUUUCAUAGUUGCAGCAAUGGCGUCCGUCACGGCGGCGGCGGCGGUGGCGGAGGUGAGUGUUUUUCGAGUAACUGUGAAUACGCUUGCUCCGGUGCUCCGGCGUGGUUCUAUGAUCCGUCACGGCGCCUUCCCGACGCUCCGAUCUAUCAGGAAUCGCAGAUCAGCUUUGGAUCCUACGGUCAGGAUUGCGCCGCGGUGAACAGCCCGGUGACGCUUACGUAUGACGACGGGGGACGAGAACCGGGCCGGUUCCGUGUUCUGGACUGGCCUAGGGAUUGCGAGUCCCGGCCCCUCGGGACUACGAAGAAGAUUUGUAAUAGGAAUAAUUUAGAUCUUCAAUUAGGGCUGAGCAUAAAUUAA